CACACUGUUUGUGUACAUAGCUGUUAUAGCCGAGGAUGUUUAUAUCUUAUAUGCGGUACAUUUGAAAUGGAAGCUUUCAGAAUAAACUGGGCUACUUUCAAAGCACAAUGAGCUGCUUUAUGUUCCGAUUUUACCGUGGAGACCUCCACAAAAUCUUUCCCACUGUCACUCUGCGUGUGCGCUCCUCUGGACCUCACCGUAGUCGGAGUUUACGAGAGAGCUACCGCCUGCUGCGGCUGCCCGAGGACGGCAACAAUAGCCAUGCCGUAGUUAAGGAGGCCUAUCUGCGCAUGGCCAAGCUCUACCACCCGGACUGCGGAGCCCCCACGGCUGACGCAGCUUUGUUCUCUCUGAUAAAGGAGGCCUACAGGGUUGUACUGGCCCACCUGACCAGACAGAAGUCUAUGCCUCAAUCAUCGAUGGAUGAGGAGGAAGAGGACAAGGGAAAAAGCCAAGCCCCCCAGCACAGACAAUACCUCAGCUUCGAAGGCAUGGGCUCAGGCACGCCCAGCCAGCGUGAGCGGCAGUAUCAGCAGUUCCGCGUGGACCGUGCCAAUGACCAGGUCUUGGAGUACCGCUACAAACAGAUGGAGAAGGUGGCAGCGGAGGAGGGCUCUGUGGUUAGCAGGGAUGCCCGUGUGCGCAGCAAGCACAUUAAAAUCACACAGGCUGUGGAGCGGCUGGUGGAGGACCUCAUUCAGGAGUCCAUGGCCCGUGGGGACUUCCGCAACCUUAGCGGUACGGGAAAGCCUCUCAGCAAGUUUGACCACAACCCCUAUGCUGACCCCAUGACUCACAACCUCAACAGGAUCCUCAUAGACAAUGGUUACCAACCUGAGUGGAUUGUGGCUCAGAAGGAGAUUAGAGAGACUAUUCAAACGAUGCGGGAAAGACUACAGGAGGUCCGAGCUCGGCUAGGUAGCCCCAUGAGACAUUCGGAGCAGCUCCAGUGGAAGGAGCACUGUGCUGCCUUUGCCAGUGAACUGUUGAAACUCAACAAGAAAGUGGACAAUUUCAACUUAAUCGUGCCUCUCAUGAGUUGGCAGAUGGUUCAUUUUAACAUGAACCGGGAAGUGGAAAAAGUACUGAAAUCUGACCAGGAGCACAGAAAGGAGAAGGAGAGGGAGAGAGAGAAGAUGCAUGUGCAGGAGAGAGCGAAAGCAACCACAUGUCAGCAGGGCACUAGGCGAGGGUUGAUCAUGUGGGUGCAGAGUCUACUCAAAUGAACUUCUGCUAAACAUGUUUUAUUACUGUAUUUAAACAGGCUAUUCUGAUUCUGAAUAAGUAGUACGCAACACAGUUUCAAGGGAACCUGUAAAGGGAAUUAGAAGAGGUGUCUUCUGUGACAAUUAAACAUAGAUCAGAGGUUACACCUUUCAUGUGUAUUGUCACAAAUCACCAUCACGUGAAUAAAAAUGAUUUAUUUUGUGAAUAAAAAUAUUUAUUUCAAAUC
Messenger RNA from Electrophorus electricus (electric eel), 1453 nucleotides. Its product is annotated as DnaJ (Hsp40) homolog, subfamily C, member 28. The record is from RefSeq and is a predicted model, not a curated record. Lineage: Eukaryota; Metazoa; Chordata; Actinopteri; Gymnotiformes; Gymnotidae.